This is a messenger RNA of Penicillium verrucosum, 1104 nucleotides long. RefSeq names its product DSD1 family PLP-dependent enzyme. NCBI's taxonomy places the organism in Eukaryota, Fungi, Ascomycota, Eurotiomycetes, Eurotiales, Aspergillaceae. Gene Ontology annotation, molecular function: D-serine ammonia-lyase activity. The coding region runs from base 1 to 1104 and encodes 367 amino acids. Gene Ontology annotation, biological process: D-serine catabolic process. The transcript has a single exon. The record is from RefSeq and is a predicted model, not a curated record.
AUGUAUUCCCCCAAUGUCGGCGAUAGGGUCGAUACCCUCGACACGCCAUCCAUGAUCGCAGACCUCGAUCUCGUCGAGGCCAACAUCAAGAAACUGAUGGACAAGCUAUUACCAACUGGUCUCGAUAUCCGCCCCCAUCUUAAAACCACAAAGAGCGCGAUCCUAGCCGGCAAGAUGGUCAAAGCGGGCGCGAAGGGAGGCUGCGUGGCCAAAGUGAGCGAGGCUGAAGUUAUUGCCGCAGCCGGAUUCGACGACUUGUUUAUUACCUGCGAGAUUAUCGGCUCCGCAAAAGUACAACGGCUAGUGGAACUAUACCGUAAACAUCGCAAAAUCAGGAUAGUUGUUGAUAGCGAAACUGGCGCAACAGCUAUUGAUGAGGCUUUGGCGAAAGCCGGUAUCGAUGAACCAAUCUCGGUUUUGAUUGACCUCGAUGUUGGGCUCCAUCGCACUGGUGUUCUACCUGGUGACCCAGCCAUGACCCUAGCAAAACAUGUACACGGUCUGAAGCAUUUGAAACUGAUCGGGCUCCAUGGCUACGAGGGUCAUUUGCAACAUUUGCAUGAUAAGGAAGAUCGAAAAAGUCAAUGUCUGCAGUCCAUGGAGACCCUCACGAACACUGCGGACGUGCUGCGGGAGGCUGGCUUCAAUAUUGACGUAGUCACUACGGGUGGGACUGGAACGGCCGAGUUUUGUGCCACCGUACCGGGUGUAACUGAGCUCCAGCCUGGGUCGUUCAUUUUUAUGGAUACGGAUUACCGAAAUGCCGUGGGCACCUUUUAUUCAAACAGUCUUACCAUUCUGUCAACUGUUUUGAGCAAACAAGGUCCUCGGUCGGUCACAAUCGACAGCGGAUUGAAGUCAUUGACGACCGAUAGUGGCUUGGCAGAGUGUAAGGACUCCCGGUACACUUAUGGUGUUCUUGGUGAUGAGCAUGGGUCACUCAGUUGGGAGGAGGGUACCCCGGCACUUUCAGUUGGGGAUCGCGUGGAGAUGGUACCGAGUCACAUUGACCCUACAGUCAACUUGCAUGAUUUCUAUUACGCCCAUCGGGGUGGCGUCAUUGAAGAAAUCUGGCCGGUCGACUCCAGAGGCAAGGUGCAAUAG